Messenger RNA from Agelaius phoeniceus (red-winged blackbird), 1708 nucleotides. It is a transcript of the gene MARCKSL1, whose product is annotated as MARCKS like 1. Lineage: Eukaryota; Metazoa; Chordata; Aves; Passeriformes; Icteridae. The record is from RefSeq and is a predicted model, not a curated record. Gene Ontology annotation, biological process: central nervous system development; actin filament organization. Gene Ontology annotation, cellular component: plasma membrane; cytoplasm. Gene Ontology annotation, molecular function: actin filament binding; calmodulin binding.
GGGGCCGGCACCUCCCCAAGUGCCGCACCAUGGGCAGCCAGGGCUCCAAGACGGCGGGCGGCGACGCCGACACCGCCAAAGCCAACGGGCAGGAGAACGGCCACGUGAUCUACAACGGGGACAUGACGCCCAAGGCGGGGGUCGAGGCGCCCCCCCAGAACGGGAACGGCUCGGCGGAACCCCCCAAGGAGGAGAGCGAGGGCGAAGCGGGAGGUGCGGACAGCAUCGAGCCCGCCCCGGCCGCCGCCGAGCCUGCCGAGCCCAAAGGCGAAGGGGCCGACCCCAAGGACGCCCCGAAAAAGAAGAAGAAAUUCUCCUUCAAGAAACCCUUCAAGCUGAGCGGGAUCUCCUUCCGCAAGAACAAGAAGGAAGCCGGGGACUCCUCGGGCUCCUCGCCCACCGAGGAGCAGGGCAGGAGCGAGGAGCCCCCGCCGGGGGGGCUGCAGCCCUCGGCGCCCCCCGAGGAGGGGCAGGAGGGCGGCGAGCCCGAGCAGGGAGGAGAAGCCGCGGGCAGCCAGGAGGAGGAGGAGGAGAAACAGCAGCAGCAGCAGCAGCAGGGAGGGGAGAGCCACGGAGACACCGCCAAAGCCGAGGAGCCCUCGAAAGGCGCGGGGCCAGAGCCCGCAGCGAGCCCGGAGGAGCAGAAGGAAGAGUAGAGACCGCUCGGGCUUCGUCCUCAGCGGGGACCCCGGGGGCUCUCACACCACCCGCGACCCUCCCCGAGCAGCCCGGAUCGCCCUCACCGGGGACUCUCACCGUCCUCAAGCCUCCCCGAGCAGCCCGGAUCGUUCUUACCGGGGACCCUCCCCGAGCAGCCCGGGGGCUCUCACACCACCCUCGACCCUCCGCCCUCACCGGGGGCUCUCUCACUGCCCAGGACCCUCCCCGAGCAGCCCGGAUCCUCCUCCCCGCGGCUCUCGCACCGCCCUCCGUUCUCACCGGGGGCUCUUAAACCCUCCCCGAGCAGCCCGGAUCGUCCUCGACCCUCCCUGAGCAGCCCGGAUCGUCCUCUCCGGGGGCUCUCGCACCACCCAGGACCCUCCCCGAGCAGCCCGGAUCAUUGAUCGCCCUCACCAGGGGCUCUCACCGUCCUCGACCCUCCCUGAGCAGCCCGGACCGGCAUCACCGGGGACUCUCACACCGGCCCUGAUCCCCCCGAGCAGCCCCGGAUCGCCCUCACCGGCGGCUUUAGCACCGCCCUCCGUCCUCACCGGGGACUCUCACACCACCCUCGACCCUCCCCGAGCAGCCCGAGGGCUCUCACACUGCCCAGGACCCUCUCCGAGCAGCCCGGAUCUUUGAUCGCCCUCAGAGGGGGCUCUCAGACCAUCCCCGAGCAGCCCGGACCGUUCUCAACGGGGACCCAGCCCCGAUCCCCGGAUCGUCACCACCGGGGACCCAGUCCCGAUCCCCGGAUCGUCACCACCGGGGACUCUCACACCUGCCCCGAUCCCGGAUCGCCCUCACCGGGGUCUCUGUCACCUUUCCCGAUCCCGGAUCCCCUCACCGGGGUCUCUGUCACCUUUCCCGAUCCCGGAUCCCCUCACCGGGGUCUCUGUCACCUUUCCCGAUCCCGGAUCGCCCUCACCGGGGUCUCUCACACCUUCCCGGAUCCCGGAUCGCCCUCACCGGGGUCUCUGUCACCUUUCCCGAUCCCGGAUCCCCUCACCGGGGUCUCUCUCACAGCAGCCCCGAUCCCGGAUCCCCU